Molecule: messenger RNA, 1122 nt
Organism: Venustampulla echinocandica
Lineage: Eukaryota; Fungi; Ascomycota; Leotiomycetes; Helotiales; Pleuroascaceae
Product: Ribosomal protein S5 2-like protein
Exons: 2
Coding region: 1-1122 (373 amino acids)
Biological process (GO): translation
Cellular component (GO): ribosome
Molecular function (GO): structural constituent of ribosome; RNA binding
Source: RefSeq, a predicted model, not a curated record
AUGGGCCUCAUCACAUCCCAAAAGCAGUCUCGAGAGCUGUUCAAGCCUUAUGAUCAAGAGACGAAGGAGGCCCUUGCUAAGAGGUACACGCCGGAGCAAAUUCGUGCCAUCGAAGCUGGAGAACAGGCAAUCGAUCCCCAGGACUUGAAUGAACGGGGCGUCAUACGUACGGAUUGGGGGAGUCUGCCAUACCUUGACGAUUUCAGUGUCAUCCGGCCGUCCAUAGACAGGAAGCCUAGAUCGGAGGCACCGGUAGAUCCCAAUAUGAGGCUGAUGACCGAGAAGGAGAUGGUGGAUGAGAUGCGCAAAUAUGACAUGAAGAUCAUGAAAGAACACCCGACAGCACCUGAUUUUAAUUUCGAAGAUGAGGCAAGUCGCAGUACGGUCCGCCCAAAUCGGAUUGACAUGUUCCGAGCAAUAGACGAAACUCCAGAGUUUAUAGGGAGUAAUGGGCCCGUCGUGAGCGAAAGCGCGCUUGCGCCAGGCGUUCGCAUGGACUUCGAGGCUGCUAUGGAUGAUUCCGAAUCGAGCAAGGAGAAAGAUGCCGAAGAAGACGAGAGAGAUCCAGAUGGAGUAUUUGAUCGCCUUCGGAAACAAACUGGCCUCACUUUGGAUCAGAUCCGAAGCUAUCAGGUUAAGGUCCUGGUCCGACAUCGUGUUGUGAAUCAAACCCGAUUGGGCAAGAUCCAAAGCCAGUACUGUCUCGCAAUUGCUGGAAAUGGGAAUGGAAGAUUAGGGCUUGGUGAGGCGAAGGGCCAGGAACCCGAGGACACGCAGGUCAACGCCCGGAUCCAAGCUAUCAAGAACAUGCAGCCAAUACCGCGAUAUGAGGAGCGCACUAUCUUUGGGGAAGUAGAGGGGAAGGUAUCUGCCGCGGAGGUUACGCUUAUGGCCAGACCACCAGGAUUCGGCUUACGCUGCCAGCACCUUAUCUUUGAAAUGGCGAGAGCUGCAGGAAUCCAAGACCUGUCCGCAAAGGUUCCACGAUCCCGAAACAAGAUGAAUACGGUAAAAGCCACAUACCAGGCGCUCAUGAAGCAACGGAUUCCGGACGAGGUCGCGCGGGGGAUGGGGAAGAAGUUGGUUGAUGUACGGAAGGUAUAUUAUGGAGGCCGUGUAUAA